AUGCCGACACAUGCCGGCGACCUACCACCCGCAGCGCUUGAACUGGCAGGCAAACUAUUCGAUUUUGCAAGACAAGGCAAGACGGAUGAGUUGGCACAAUACGUCAGCGCUGGCAUUCCACCAAACCUUACAAAUCACAAAGGCGACACAUUGCUCAUGCUAGCAGCUUACCAUGGCCAUGCCGAAACCACCAAAAUGUUGCUAGACAAAGGCGCGGACCCGAAUGUAUUGAAUGACAGAGGCCAGAGUCCUAUUGCUGGUGCUGUAUUCAAGGGCUCGGACGACGUGGUCAGACUUUUGUUUGAGAGAAAGGCAGAUGUGUAUGCGGGACAACCUAAUGCGGUGGACAGCGCGCACAUGUUCAGGAAGGAAGAUUACCUCACGCUAUUCGGUGUGGCACAGCAAUAA
This is a messenger RNA of Aureobasidium melanogenum CBS 110374, 408 nucleotides long. RefSeq names its product ankyrin. Gene Ontology annotation, molecular function: protein binding. The record is from RefSeq and is a predicted model, not a curated record. NCBI's taxonomy places the organism in Eukaryota, Fungi, Ascomycota, Dothideomycetes, Dothideales, Saccotheciaceae. The transcript is spliced from 2 exons. Bases 1 to 408 code for a protein of 135 amino acids.